This is a messenger RNA of Lathyrus sativus (Indian pea), 555 nucleotides long. Lineage: Eukaryota; Viridiplantae; Streptophyta; Magnoliopsida; Fabales; Fabaceae. The record is from the annotation of a GenBank genome assembly.
AUGAAGAGGUUCUUCACAAGGGGUAUCUCAAAAUAUCACUUUCACUCGAAGCUUAAGAAAUCUCAGCCUCAGAUAAUGGCAGGAAACAUUUCUAAUCCAAGUGGGAGCAAUGUUGUUAAUAUUUUGCUGAAUCGUGACUUCUCUGAUGGCCUCAACUCUUGGCAUCCCAAUUCUUGCAAUGCCUAUGUAAUUUCCGCUAAAGCAGGUAAUCAUGCUGGAAUUUCGAUAGAGCCGGAUCGUAAUUAUGCUGUUAUCACUGACCAGAAUGAAUGCUGGCAAGGUCUUGAGCAAAAUAUCACAGACAGAAUUUCGGUUGGUUCCAUUUACACGGUUUUGGCUUUUGUUGGAGUAUUUGGCUCUGGUCUUUCUCAUGAAUCUGCUGAUGUAAAAGCUACACUGAAACUAGAAUAUCAUGGUUCAGCUACACAAUAUUUGUUCAUUGGAAGUACUUCUGUUAUAAAGGGUAGCUGGGAAAAGUUGGAAGGAACAUUUUCACUAUCUACUAAGCCCGACCGAGUUAUAUUUUAUUUGGAAGGGCCCUGCUCCUGGAGUUGA